UUGGCUGGCGGGCGGGCGGGCGAGCGGCUGGCUGGCUUUGGCAAAGGCCUGCCGCUCGAAGUGCCGCACACCGUCCGCUGGGCCCGCUGUGAGGAGGGGACGGGAGCGGCGGCGCCAGCUCCGCCAUGGUGAAGAAGCGGAAAGGCCGGGUCCUCAUUGACUCAGACACCGAGGACAGCGGCAGCGAGGAGAACCUGGACCAGGAGCUCCUGUCAUUGGCCAAGCGGAAACGUGGUGAUUCUGAAGAAAAGGAAGCACCUGCUAGCAAGCCUACAGCAUCUUCAGACUCUGAGACUUCAGAUAGUGAUAUUGAGUGGACAGUAGGGGGUACUAAAACCAAAAAGAAAGGAAAAGCUGCAAAAGUAGAGAAGAAGGGAGCCAUGAAGAAACAGAUGAAUAAAGCAGCUUCAUCAGGCAGCUCUGAUAAAGAUACCUCUCCAGAGAGUUCUGCACCAGAAGAAGGAGAAGUAUCUGACUCUGAAACCAAUGGCUCUUGCAGUAGCUCAGACUCUGAAACUUCAUCUGAAGAUGAGUUUACUGAUGGCUACGGGGAGGAUUUUAUGGGUGAUGAAGAAGAUAGAGCUCGCCUAGAACAGAUGACAGAAAAAGAAAGAGAACAGGAAUUGUUUAAUCGGAUAGAGAAGAGAGAAGUUUUGAAGAAAAGAUUUGAAAUAAAGAAAAAAUUAAAGACGGCAAAAAAGAAAGAAAAGAAAGAAAAAAAGAAAAGGAAAAAGCAGGAAGAAGAACAGGAAAAGAAAAAGCUCACACAGAUCCAGGAAUCCCAGGUAAUGUCACAUAAUAAAGAGAGACGGUCAAAACGGGAUGAAAAAUUGGAUAAGAAAUCCCAAGCUAUGGAAGAACUAAAAGCAGAAAGGGAGAAAAGGAAGAACAGAACAGCUGAAUUACUUGCAAAGAAGCAACCGUUAAAGACAAGUGAAGUAUACUCAGAUGAUGAAGAAGAGGAAGAAGAUGAUAAAUCUAGUGAGAAAACUGAUCAUUCAUCCAGAUCUUCAUCUUCUGAUGAAGAAGAAGAGAAAGAAGAAAUUCCUCCUAAAUCACAACCAGUGUCUCUACCUGAAGAAUUGAAUCGGGUUCGAUUAUCCCGACACAAAUUGGAGCGAUGGUGUCACAUGCCUUUCUUUGCCAAAACAGUCACUGGUUGCUUUGUGCGCAUUGGAAUAGGAAACCACAACAGCAAACCAGUUUACAGAGUGGCAGAAAUAACUGGUGUUGUAGAGACAGCAAAAGUAUAUCAGCUUGGAGCUACCAGGACAAACAAAGGGUUGCAGUUAAGACAUGGUAAUGACCAACGUGUGUUCCGCUUAGAAUUUGUCUCCAAUCAGGAAUUCACAGAGAGUGAGUUCAUGAAGUGGAAGGAAGCCAUGUUUUCUGCUGGGAUGCAGUUACCCACCCUUGACGAAAUAAACAAGAAAGAAGUGUCCAUCAAAGAAGCCCUCAACUAUAAAUUCAAUGACCAGGACAUUGAGGAGAUAGUAAAGGAGAAGGAGAGAUUCCGAAAAGCACCACCAAACUAUGCCAUGAAGAAAACUCAGUUACUAAAAGAAAAGGCCAUGGCAGAAGACAUGGGAGAUCAGGACAGAGCAAAACAGAUUCAAGACCAGCUUAAUGAGUUAGAGGAAAGAGCAGAAGCCUUAGAUCGUCAGAGAACAAAAAACAUUUCAGCCAUCAGUUAUAUCAACCAGAGAAAUAGAGAAUGGAAUAUUGUGGAAUCUGAAAAAGCUUUAGUGGCUGAAAGCCACAGUAUGAAAAACCAGCAAAUGGAUCCUUUUACUAGACGGCAAUGUAAACCUACAAUAGUCUCAAAUUCUAGGGAUCCUGCUGUACAGGCUGCUAUCAUUGCUCGACUAAAUGCAAAAUAUGGAUCUGUUGUGUUACCUGAUGCUCCAAAGGACCUGACCAAGAGCCAGGGUAAAGACAAAGAUAUGAAUUCAAAAUCAGCCAGUGAUCUCUCAGAGGAUCUUUUCAAAGUGCACGAUUUUGAUGUGAAAAUUGACCUUCAGGUUCCUAGUUCAGAGUCCAAAACACUGGCCAUCACCUCCAAGGCUCCCCCUGCAAAAGAUGGUGCCCCUCGGCGAUCACUGAACCUAGAGGACUACAAGAAAAGGCGGGGGCUGAUCUGAGCAUUCCCACUCUCUGCUGCUUCUGAUCCUGCAUGCUACAUGAUCUCCUCUACACCCCUUUAUUUUCUUCCCUUCUACUUCAGUUGACCCUUUUGGGUUGGAGCAGCAGCUAAAGAGCUAGGAAGAGACUCUUUAAAAUUGCCAGCCAUUUGUAAUAUAAAUCACUGACUUUUUGCUGUAUAGACUUCCCUUAUUGCUCUUUCCUCCUGCGAUACACAAAUAUGGAUCCAUGCUAUUUUUAGGGAGGGGAAGGAGUUUUUUUUUUCCUUUUGGAAGUACAGCUGUUUGGAAUUGGCUGUCUGUAUUCAGUGUUAACUUGGAAUCUGGAUUUCUGCAGGAAUCUGUUGGUGGCCGAGCAGUGUUAGCACUUUGCUUUUCCACCAUCCCAGGCAAGGAGAAUUUACCCGCGAGUGGCACAAGACCUCUUGUGAAGGUCACCUGCACUUUUCCCUCUUCUUCUUUCCCUUUGCUCCUAGCUUUGGAGAGGGACAUAUUUGCAAACAGGUUUCGGGUGAAAGUGUACAUUUUUGUGGGGGUGGGGUGGGCUGUGUGAACUUUUUUCCAGAUGUUUUUUUAUCAUUUUUAACCUGCAGUAAAUUUGUAUUUGUCACAGUUCUUUAAAGAUGUCUGGAAUUUCUACCAGCUACAUUUGAGCAUCUGACAGCAGGGGCAGUUUAGUAAAUGUGAUUUUUUAAAAAACAAACAAACAAAAAGGGCCUGGCUAACAAUAGCUGUGCAAGUUCACACUUCUCUGUUUUCUUUUUAUAAAAAUGCCUCCCGUCUCUCCCUCCCAUAUCUGGCUUUAUAAUACAGUAAUAUAUAUAUACUGUUGAAUAACCUGUUAUAGGAAGGUAGGGCACUAUGUCUUCUCUGGCUGCUACUUGGAUCUUCUCUUCCAUUUCCCCUCCCCAAAACAGAAAUAUGUGUGGUCAUCCCCUUUGCUACUCAGCCUCAUCUUUUCUAGGCUAGACUAGAUAUGUUUUCAUUUGCAUACUUUUUGGGGAAAAUGCUGAAUGGGAAGAAUAUGGUAGAAUUGGGAGAUUAUUUUAAAUUGCAGUUAUUUGACCUAUAUAACAUUAGUAGGUACAACACGUGUGGUUGUGAACCUUAACAAAGGAUUGUACAUGUGGUGUGCUCGAAUAGGAAACACGACUGCUUGAUAAUCACUCAGGGGUAAAGAUCAACGUGUAAAUAAAUGACAUUUUAUCAAAAAUUUCAGAAUGAACUACCAUGGGUUAUACUGAAUUUAGUACAUGAAUAAUGACAGGUUUCACUAGUGCCAGUUUGGGAAACCUAAACAAAGGAUAUUUUCCUGACCCAAGAAUCAGAAGGAGACUGUACAUGAAGCAUUUUUAAGCCCAGAAUAUCUAUGGUUACAUCUAAACAGAGAUUUGAAUCUUGUGGCUGUGAUCUGUGAGUAUCCUUCUUGAUGUUUAAUCUGUUUUUUUUUCUUUAAUUGUUUAUUUAAUGCAAGGGGAACACGUAACUGUGUAAAACCUAUGAAAUGAAAGGGGAGGGGAAACUCCUCCGUAGAUUGUUCUUAUCACAUUGUGUGAAAUGUGUGGCUUUAUUUACUAGAUAGUCCACAGCUUUAUGGACUGUUGUGUAAAUAUGUAAUCAUUCUGGUUUGCUUUGUUUUUCUUUUUUUUAAAGCUACAUUUCUCAAGCUCUUGUGGACUGUUAUUUUUUUAAAUGGAUUUCUGGAAUAUGCCGGUGUAUAACUGGGAGUCAUCAUGAUAUACUGUGUAAAUAAGCAAUAUUAUCACUUGAUUUUUUUCCCCCCCUGCCAAUAUCAUUUGUAGUAGCCAAUCUCCCAAUACCAAUAUUUCUGAUGUAGGAAAAUAGAUUUGCAAUACUUUUACAGGUUUUUGAUUGCCCAAGAAUUUCUAUAAAGCUGUGACAUGAGAGAAAGAAAAGAGCAAGCAAAGAUUUAGCGUCUUAAUGUUUCUACCUAAUUAUAUCAUGGCAGUCCGUGACAGACUUUUGUAGCCAGAGGUAGACUAUAUGACAUUGGCCUUAUAAUCAAAGUGCAGAAAAUUUUUUUUCUCUUUAAGUUGUAAAUAAAGCAUUGGUUUCCUCCCCUCCAGUUGGGUUAGAGCAAUGUUUCUCAACCUCAGCAACAUUAAGAUGUCUGGACCAAAUUCCGGAAUUGAAUGCUGGCUGAAGAAUUCUAGGAAUUGAAGUCCUCACAUCCUAAUGUUCCUGAGGUUGUGAAAUACUGAGUUAGAUAAACUACUCAAAAGAAGUGGGGAAUUUAAAGACACGAAUGAGAUAGCUGUCCCAAUGUAUCCCCUAUGUACUAAACUCAGAAAUGAGAUUCUGUUUUUCACAGAGGUAAUAGUUGAGUCCUUGUACACCAUCGUUUUCAGUGAGAAUAAUACAUCGAAGGAGUAUUUUUUCUCAGAUAGCUAUGGAACUAAUUGUGUAUGAAGGUGUAAUGUUUUCUCCUCUUAAGUGCAUGUGACAGUGAGUGAUGACACCACAGUCUCAUUUGGAGGGAUGGGUUUAUUUGCUUUAAUUCAUUGAUGUCUCGGCAGCAUUCGUUACAAUGUAUAGACUUCUAUAAAUAAACUCUGGUUGGUUUUAAUAAA
Molecule: messenger RNA, 4732 nt
Organism: Pantherophis guttatus
Lineage: Eukaryota; Metazoa; Chordata; Lepidosauria; Squamata; Colubridae
Gene: RTF1
Product: RTF1 homolog, Paf1/RNA polymerase II complex component
Cellular component (GO): Cdc73/Paf1 complex
Molecular function (GO): RNA polymerase II C-terminal domain phosphoserine binding; DNA binding
Source: RefSeq, a predicted model, not a curated record